AUGUCCGAUCAAAAAACAGUAGCAGAUACUCUUCGAUUGGACACGGCGGACGAUAACAAGAAUGCAAACGGAGCAGCGAAUGACGAACUCAAAUUGGUUUUGAGAAAAAUCGUCAAUGCCAAAGGAGAACCACCGUUCGGAUUGAAAUUGAUUCCGGAGCACAUGAUUUUCAAAUAUAUGCUACCUGGGCCCGGUUUCGCUUCAUUCACUAUUGUCAAUACGAAGCCUGAUCGGCAAGCUUAUAAAGGUGGAGAGAAAGUUCAUGUCAGAGUCACUUUCCUCAAUCCGGAUCCCACGAAACUUCCGGACUUCAAAAAACACGUGGCCGUUUAUCAUGUGUCUGCUGGUAAUGCAAAGACCUACGACGAGGCGUUCUCUAAGAAGGUGGAUGGUGUUUACCACUACUUUUGUACCCAUGUACCUGAAAAGAUGGGAGAACUGCCUGAUGAGCCAGAAGAAGAAGCAAAGUGA
This is a messenger RNA of Caenorhabditis briggsae, 471 nucleotides long. The record is from RefSeq and is a predicted model, not a curated record. NCBI's taxonomy places the organism in Eukaryota, Metazoa, Nematoda, Chromadorea, Rhabditida, Rhabditidae. The transcript is spliced from 2 exons. The coding region runs from base 1 to 471 and encodes 156 amino acids.